CAUCUAAUAGAUCCAGAUAAAAUUUGGUAUCUACAACCUUGAAGAUUCUCAACAUAUGUUGAGAGAAUUAGUACUACAUCUGCCUUCAGUGAUGGAACAUCCCUGGUGGCUUCUCCAAAAACAAAGAAAACAGGAGCUGAAACUAGAGAAGAGCUGUUGAGUAGCCUGUUGUUGAGGUCUGAGUCAUUGGCUGCAAUGGAAUCAGGAAUUCUGCUGGCUAUGAAUGGUGAAGCACUACAACCCCACAAGGCUCCUCAACUGGAUCCCCAGCAGGGAAGUAAAUUUACUGUUCAGCUAUUUCAAGGUACUUUUGAAGAAACCCUUGUUUCAUUUCAGAAAUCCCUUCAUGGAGAUACGAGGAACCUUCAUAUUGAAAUUUUAAGACAAUUCCACAUGCAGAAGAUGGAAAUGUCUGGUGUGAUGAGCUCUAUUUUAGAGAACCAAGCUGAACUGAUAGAAGAGGUUAAGUCUCUAAGGAAAGAAAAUCAGCAACUUCGUCAAAUGCUUUGAGUACCAAGUUAUAGCGGUACUAUGCCGGUCAGUGAAUCUCUUUUGAUCACCUCCCUGUUUUAUUUUUUAUUUUUUAUUUUUUUUAUGAUUUCUGCCUUAUCAGUAGGCUUGUUUCAUAUUAAAGUAAAAUUGCUUCUCGGCUUUUGUUUGUACAGAAAUGGAUAAAAGUAUCACCAAAAAAAAAUUGACAUAAUGAAAAGCGUAAAUAUUUGGGGCUAAAAGAUUGGUUUUUAAAAUGAAUAUAUAAAUAAAUCUCAGUUGAUUGACAAAUGAAGCUCCUCCUUAUUUUUAACAGAGUGAUAUGAAUAUCGAGUUCCGUGUGUCAACGUUGAUUGAAAAUUUACAUAUUAUAUAAAAAUAUUUCUGCUUAUGUAUUUUACUUUCCUCAUUUUAUUACAAGCUGCGCUCUAAUGUCAUCAACAACUUUUAACGCAA
Durio zibethinus is the source of this 945-nucleotide messenger RNA. The record is from RefSeq and is a predicted model, not a curated record. Lineage: Eukaryota; Viridiplantae; Streptophyta; Magnoliopsida; Malvales; Malvaceae.